GAAAAACAGCUGUUAAUCAAUCAACCUUGACGUGAAUGUGUGUGUGUGCGUGUGUGUGUGUGUACUCUCUCCUGGGUGUUGGUUUGAGGAAGCUGUGGUCAGAUGUGAGUGGGACGCUGAGUGGGGAAAUACACAGAGAGUCAUAUUAAGAAAGAGACUUGAGAAAGACAUUAGUCCCAACUCAAUGAGAAGUAAGAUCCACACAGCUCUGCAGGGUUUAUUGAUGUCACAGACCUGACCAACGCUUCAAAGAAGAUGAAUAGACGCUGCGUUGCUAUUAAUGGCCAGUGUGGCGAGCUGAGUGAAAAAGUGUCCGAUGCAAAUCCCCGCGUGAGCCUCGGUGCACAGAACAGAGGCCCCGAGAACAGACCGGGACCGGGACCGGGACACGUCCCAACACCCCGAGAGCGUUCUUCCUCAACGGUCUCCGUCCCUGAGGCGACGCCACGUUCCCAUCAGCGCCGGUGGUCCAGCGGCUUUUGCAGGUUUGGUACCUCGCCUGUGAUAACUGUGAAGAAGGACAAGAAGGAGCCGCAGCCUCCUCAGCGUGGAGUAUCCCUCCUCCUCCUCCCCCACGCAGCGUCACGUCCAUCAUUCAAACGGUACUCCUGCCCCACCAUCGGGGUCUUCGGCUCAUCCUCCUCGUCCUCGUCGUUGUCCUCCACUUCUUCCUGCUCCUCUCCUCCUCCUCCUGUCCAGACAUCUGUCAUCACCGGCCACGACCCUCUCGGUUGGAAGCUGCGCCCCAAGUCCAGCUCCACGUCCCCCCGGGCUCGCACCAACCGGCUGUCUCUGCAGAUUCCCCUCCCAGUAAUAAUCCCUGAACCCGAAUCAAGUCCUGGAACCGAGUCUCGAUCAGUCCUCGCUUCUAAUCCGGACCCCUCUCGCGAGAACAAACCCCCUCUCGGCCCCAAACCGACCCGUCGCCGCCACUCCGACUCCUCGGCCUUCCUCAGGUCCCUGAGGAACCCUCUGACCGCGGUGACCCUCGAGGAGCUCCGCGGCGUGCACCUCCGCGGCGUGCACCUCCGCCCGCUCGCCCUUUUGGACGAGUCGGACGACGUCUUCGUCGGCGGGAGCAAAGAGGAGGCGGGGGCGACCGCUCGGUUGCGCAAAGUCCCACCACCGGUUCCAGAAAAAACGUCCAUGGCGAGACAAAUAGCACAACUGAUGACUCAUUCACACCAACGGCCUUUUACAGCCAACGAGGAAAUCCUUUACAGCAGUGUUGUAAAGCCAAAGGCCCGACGUUCACCCCAGACUGAGGAGCCCGGCGGACUGAAUGCUAGAGUCACCGGACUGCCCGUGGAUACCAGCUGCGACAGGGAGAGGUCAACGCCACGCGUCCCUGGAUGAGGAGACUUCUUCAACCUCCAGCCAACUAGGAGCAGUUGUACAGAUUACGUGGGGUUGGCACAUCGUGGUCCACUUUUUACUCAAGGAUAAAGCUGAUGGCUGCAGCGGAAGACGCAAAUGACUAUUAUUACGUCGGCACUACGUGGCGUUUAACCUCUCCUCCACACAUUCCCGUGAAAUAUCUGCUGUAAAUAUUUUUGCUGCUUUCUCUCUGUUUUGCGAAUAUGAGUUUGUUCUUGGUGUGAGUUCGGGCAAGUAUCCCGUUUGGCAACCCUGUCUCCUUAUAAGGACGUUCGCUUCCCGUCCAACUAAACUGCAUUCUCAAUUAAGCUGCGAAGGAAAACACAUGUUCUGCAGAAUAACAGUAUUAAACACGGAAUCACCGCUGAGAAUUCAAACAAAAGAUUGUGGUUUGGCUUUAAAAGUAAGUUUAUAUACCUUUAAAGUAACAAUAAAGUAAGUCGAUGUAAACCUUUUUUCAUUAUUUUUGGUUGAAUAGAAUAUUGUAAAUAGAGUUUUUUUAACUGAUGUUCAAACCAUGCAAAUCAUCUGAACACAUUACUUUGGUCUUUGGUAAGAUAUGAAUGGUAUUUGACGUUAUGUGUGAUAUUUAACAAUUUAACGUGUUAAAAGAUGAUCACAGCCCUAACAUGAUUGGAGCCAUGCAAGUGUGGAAAUAGGAUUAGUGUUGUUUAUAAAGUUAUAAAGUAUAAAGUAUAAAGUUUGUAAUUCCCACGG
Cyclopterus lumpus (lumpfish) is the source of this 2094-nucleotide messenger RNA. RefSeq names its product MICAL-like protein 1. The coding region runs from base 256 to 1356 and encodes 366 amino acids. The record is from RefSeq and is a predicted model, not a curated record. Lineage: Eukaryota; Metazoa; Chordata; Actinopteri; Perciformes; Cyclopteridae. The transcript is spliced from 3 exons.